Messenger RNA from Propithecus coquereli (Coquerel's sifaka), 2093 nucleotides. It is a transcript of the gene SLC43A3, whose product is annotated as solute carrier family 43, member 3. Gene Ontology annotation, biological process: transmembrane transport. Lineage: Eukaryota; Metazoa; Chordata; Mammalia; Primates; Indriidae. The record is from RefSeq and is a predicted model, not a curated record. Gene Ontology annotation, molecular function: transmembrane transporter activity.
CGCUCCCCUGGCAGGGGCGGGUGUCGGGAGGGGGCCGGGGCCGGGAAUGGCCGUCCGGGGGCGAGCGUCACGUGGGCUGCCCGGCUCGCUCUCCGUCGGGUCGGAGUUGGGAUGUUUUCGACAUUAGACGGGUCUGCGCUGUGACUAAGUAGCCCUGUGACCUUGGGCACGUUCCUGCAAUACUCUGGAGCUUUUGUUUCAUUGUCAAUAAACUGAAGUGGACCUGCGUUCAGAAUUUGACCUCGGGAGUUCCUGCUUCCCCACAAGCUGCCGGGUAACUACCAGGAUCCAGAGAAUCACCCACUGUUGGUUUUUGCCCAAGCCAGAAACAGUCAAGACCACAGAGCUACGUGAAGAGGAGGGCUUGCCAAAGGAAUUUUCCAGGUGCUCAAACGCCAGGACUUGCAGCUCUUGUGGGCAGCCCAGGCGGACAAAGCGGGAUUUGAGGAUCUGCUCGACGCUGGGCCAUGGCGGGCCGGGGCCUGUACGUGGCCACCCUGCUGACAGGGCUGCUGGAAUGCCUUGGCUUUGCGGGCGUCGUCUUUGGUUGGGUUUCCCUGGUGUUUGUCUUCAAAGCAGAGCAUUACUUUAAGAACCCGUGUGAACCAAAUGCUGGGCUGAUGGGCAAUGCCACAGAGCAGGCUGCUGAGGACUGCAAAGCUCAGGAUGAGACCUUCUCACUCAUCUUCACCCUGGCAUCCUCCAUGAACAACUUCAUGACAUUCCCCACCAGCUACAUCUUUGACCAUUUCAAGACCACUGUGGCCCGCCUCAUAGCCAUAUUUCUCUACACCAGCGCCACACUCAUCAUAGCCUUCACCUCUGCAGACUCAGCUGUGCUGCUCUUCCUGGCUAUGCCAGUGCUCAGCGUCGGGGGAAUGCUGUUUCUCAUCACCAACCUGCAGAUUGGGAACCUAUUUGGCAAACAUCGUUCAACUAUCAUCACCCUCUACAAUGGAGCAUUUGACUCUUCCUCUUAUUAUUUCCUCCUUCUGCAGCUGCUUUAUGAACAAGGCAUCAGCCUCAGGGCCUCCUUCAUCUUCUCAGUCUGCAGUACCUGGCAUGUCACACGUACCUUCCUCCUGAUGCCCUGGGGGCACAUCCCCUACCCACUGCCCCCCAACUACAGCUAUGGCCUGUGCUCUGGGAACGGCCCCGCAAAGGAGGAGAAAACCGCUGAGCGUGAAAACGGAGCUGCAGCAAAGGAGUUCCUUUCACCAGAGAAAGAGAUCCCAGGACCAGGGCAGCAGCAGAAACCCCGCUCUUUCUGGGGUUACGUCCUCUCUCGCCGCUUCGCCUGGCACCUGGUGUGGCUGUCUGUGAUACAGUUGUAUCACUACCUGUUCAUCGGCACCCUCGACUCGCUGUUGACCAGCUUGGCCGGUGGGGACAGGGCGAUAGUCAGCACCUACACAAAUGCCUUUGCCAUCACUCAAUUCUUCGGGGUGCUGUGUGCCCUCUGGAAUGGCCUGCUCAUGGACAGGCUUCAGCAGAAGUACCAGAAGGAAGCUAAAAGGACAGGCUCUUCCACCUCGAUGGUGGCCCUCCGCUCGGCAGUGCCCUCGCUGACCCUGACGUCCCUGCUGUGCCUGGCCUUCACCAUCUGUGCCUCAGUUCCCGUCCUCCCCCUCCAGUACGUCACCUUCAUCCUGCAAGUGAUCAGCUGCUCCUUCCUCUACGGGGGCAAUGCUGCCUUCCUCACGCUCGCAUAAGUGGCCCUGGAUUACCCUUCAGAGCACUUUGGAAAGCUCUUUGGGCUGGUGAUGGCUUUGUCGGCCAUUGUGUCCCUGUUCCGGUUCCCCAUCUUCAUCAUCAAAGGCCCCCUCCAGAGUGACCCAUUCUAUGUGAAUGUGGUGCUAAUACUCGCCACGCUUCUGACGUUAAUCCACCCCUUCCUGGUGUACCGGGAGUGCCGCACGCCCAAAGAAAGUCCUUCUGCUAUUGUGUAGUUCAGAAACCCCCACUUUUCAGCCCUCGGGAUGCUUUUGCUAAUCAUUCCCCACCUUUGAGGACUCCAUGUCCAGAAAGAUUCUGCCUACCCAGGCUACUUAUAUACAUAUAUAUAUAUUUUUUUGAGACAGAGUCUCACUUUG